This is a messenger RNA of Silurus meridionalis, 817 nucleotides long. RefSeq names its product pancreatic progenitor cell differentiation and proliferation factor b (gene ppdpfb). The transcript is spliced from 5 exons. Lineage: Eukaryota; Metazoa; Chordata; Actinopteri; Siluriformes; Siluridae. Bases 201 to 545 code for a protein of 114 amino acids. Gene Ontology annotation, biological process: cell differentiation; multicellular organism development. The record is from RefSeq and is a predicted model, not a curated record.
AUGCUGUUUGGGACUAGGGCUCAGACAGCAUUGCGGUAGCGUGAAUGGACGUUGAGGGUUUCAACUACCCAAAUCUUUUCAAAUGGGCCCCGUCGCCUAGCGUUUCCCCCCUAUAAGCCUCCGACUGAGUUACCCAGGGUGCUAUAAAACAUCAACACCAACAAGAAGGUCAUCAUCUAAGGCAAGGUUAACAGAUCAGCAUGGCAGCCAUCCCAGCCGGUGGAUCUCUCGUAGCUACCCAUGACUAUUACCGAAGGCGCCUUGGCUCUACGUCAAGUAGCAGCUCUUGCGGCAGUUCGGAAUACACUGGGGAGGUUAUUCCACAUCAUCCAGGUCUGCCCAAGCAAGACUCUGGUCACUGGUGGUCCAGCUUUUUCUUCGGGAAGCAGCCUGGUAUGGGCUCCUUGGCUGAAGAGUCUCAGCAGAAGUCAGGGCUGAGUGUGACUGAUGGGCAGGUAAUGUGUAUUGCUCGGGAUAUGGUGAAGAGGCAGACCAGUGAGUGUAGCGACGCUGGGAAGUCGGAGGCGGAAAAUUCUCAAUCUUAAGUCCGUUUAAGGGGACCAACGCUAGGGGACGGGAAACAGCCCUAAUUAUAUUUGUUACUAUUGUUUUAUUUUCCAUUUUAUGUGUGGAAUAGUUAGAUUUUUAGGUUGUUUCCUAACCAUUAGUUAAUGUUUGGUUUAAAACAAAAUGAAGGUAUUAAAGUGGUUUUUUUUGUAUGUUUUUUUUUUUUUUUACACAUCUGUAACACUGUUUUGUUACUACUUUCCACUGUCACUGUGUUCACAGAAACAAUAAAACUUUGAACUAGCCAAAA